This is a messenger RNA of Salvia hispanica, 4677 nucleotides long. Lineage: Eukaryota; Viridiplantae; Streptophyta; Magnoliopsida; Lamiales; Lamiaceae. The record is from RefSeq and is a predicted model, not a curated record.
UGGCCACUGCGAUGCAAUUAAUCCUCCAUUGCUCAUCAUAUACGAUUUCAUUCUCUCCUCUUCUCAGGAAGGCGAAGAAAUAUUCCAGUAGCCAAGAGAUUUCACGGACGACCUCUCGCCGUUCCGGCGGUUGAAGAUCGGAAGGACCUCUCUCACCUUAGCCCUCGAUCCAAUUGAAGCUGCGGCGUAUUCGGUUGUGUGAAUAGGACUUGGAGCGGAGGGAUUUUUGGCUAGGAUUUCCGGCGGAGUUAUACGUGUGCGCCAGUUCUUGUGAGAUUCGGACCAUUUGGAAGGAGGUUAAUCGGAGCCCCUAGAGUUUUGAGUUGCGGAGAUUUGGGAGUUUUAUACCGUUUACAUACAGGUAUAGGAAACCCUAAGUUUUUUGAUAAUCUGCGUGAUUUGUGAGUUUUUUCUCUUAACCGUCGUCCGGCGAGUAAUCUCCUUCUCGGUAGAAAGAUCUGUGGUCUCCGGCAGACUUUCUCAUCCGGAUUUGAGUUCAGGAUCCACGAGUUCAAAAUCUGAAUCUGAUUUGUCUCUUGAGCUAAGUCUUCGUUUGGCGGAGCAAGUGAAGUUGCCACUUAAUUAGAUUUUGAUUGAAUGAUUUGCGGUGCACAUGUUGACUUCAAGGAUGGCUUUUCGCGUGCUCUCUUCCUUUUUUGGUUAAAUGCAUAUUGCACAUAUGGAAAUUUGCCUCGGAUCGGGAUCUGGUUGUAGGAAACGUAUUAAAAUUAACCAUGGAGGAGUCGAUGGCCUGUCGGCGGCUGCAGAUUAUUUGAAGACUCUGAAGCUAAUGACUGAUUAGAUCUAGCGCUCAUUCACUAUGUUCACCUGAAGGGUGCAAGCUAUCAAUUAUGAUGGAUGAAAGGCCAUUCAUUCCGGCCAUUUUCGUCAUCUAUAUAGCAGGAACUUAUUUCGAACUAAAAUGAAGUACAGUAAUGAUGUGCUCAUUCUGAGCUCAGCUGCGUGAAGUUCAAAGAAAUUACUGUUUAUGACCCAUGGCUUGUACUUGCAGUUGAUCCGGGACUGUAAUUGUUAAUUCAGAAAAGUAGGCAGCAGGUUUGUUAAAUCAUUUGGUGGAUUCAGCGUGUAUGGGAUAGAGCCCAUAUCUGCGAAAUAAUGCUAAGCAGUAUGGGUCUUGAAGUCAUGAACUUCACCGAUCCAGAAUUAAGUUGGAAACCAGUGACGAAAGGACGACGCACAAAAAAGUCACUAGCCAGAAGCUUGAACAGUGUUGUAAAAUCAGGGAAUUCUACUAGCCCCAAAAGCAUAGAUGAUUUAUCUUGGUCUGAUUCUGAUAAGUUAGGUGAAGUGAUUAUUGGACAGGAAACCACUGACAAAUCAGAAAAUGUUCCACUCAAGAAAAGAAGGCAUUUACUUCAAUCUCCACCAUCUCAUCCCUGGAAAUCCUCUCUACGCAAUCAAGUUUCUGCCCCCUCGAGAACUCGCUCUUGUUUACCACUUUUCGGAGAUCGUGAACAGCUUCAGUAUCCUAGCUGUUCCUCAGGGGAUUUCUCAGGAAUUGAACUUCUUGCAGCAGCAGCUAGCAUGGUUGUUGACAUUAAUGAUGCAGAUAAAAAGGAUGUUACAGAAGACCCUAUACUCCAAAAUAACUCUGAUGAAUCAAGUUCUGCCACUCUGUCUGAACAAGGGUCAAAAAAUAAAGUGUCAGCGGGUUCUUUGAGUAAUUUUGAUGUCCUUGGAGCUACUGGCGAGUCCCAAGACAACAAUUCUGCUGUUGCUCCUCAAAGCUUACUAACACACCCUGAGGAUGACACCAUGCCAAAGGUAAGCAGAGAGCAUUGGGAUUUGAACACUCUGAUGGAUGCUUGGGGCGAACCAUGUGAUGAUGCAAAUGCUGUGGAUACCUUAAAGGAUGUCAAUGGAGGGAUGCAUAGGGAGGAGGUGGAGAAGCAUUUUGCAAAUCACGUACUAUCUAAGCCAACUAAGACAGCAGAUGGGACUUCAAGUCUUUUAGCAGAAGAAGAUAAGUCAACAUUAGUUUCAGAAGAUGGAAUGUGCAAUGCACCUCCCCACCUUGAAGAAAAUUUGUGGGAACCACCAAAUGUUGUCUUUUCUCAUACUGCUAUAGAUACUUCCAAUCAAUCUUGUGAAAAGGAUCCUGAAUCAAUUCAGGCUUCUAAUUGUGAAUCUGGAAUGAAAAUAUUGAAUCAAGAUACAAGCUCGGAUAUCAUUGUUGGCUGUUCUCCUUCCUGUGAGCUAGUGCCUGAGGAGAAAAACAAUGCUACUACGUUACAUGAUGGAGAUUCUUCUGGUAACAUCAGUGGAUGUGAGAGAAGUGCAGCUCUAGAUGGAAGUCAUACUGGGACUGAUGAAGUCAAUGCUCAUGACAGAACCGCUUCUGAAUCUGUGAUUUAUGUCCAGCCUAAAGAUAAAGAAGUUUCCAAGAAGAUGCCUGACUUACCUGUCCAAUGUGUUGAUCUUCUUUCUGCAGAUGGUCAUCCUGUUGCAAGUACUGAUUCAAAUAAACAAAUUGAUAGGGGCUUUCUUUCAAAUCCUUCAAUGGCUGAUUGCGAGCAGUAUUCAGAACUAGCUGAACUUGGUACUGACCGUGAUGGAGAUAGUAAUCUUCCUAAAGAACAAUUGAAGAGAACUGUGGUGGAUGACACUUGCAAGAGUUUUGGUGCUGGAACACGAUGUAAAGUACCUUUCUCUGUUGGAAGUGUUGGACGGUGCAAUUUAGAUGUUUCUCGGGGCAACCAUGUUGACAUGGGUGAUGGAGAUGACUUGACUGGUUUCCAGGAAGGGUGUGAUUCUCCAUACGAGGAUGGGGAGCUGAGGGGUUCAUGUUUUUACUCGUGGGAGGAAAGUGAUGUGGAAAAUGAGUGUGUUGACUAUGAAUCUGAUGGAAGGAAUGGAGAUGGUUCUGUUGUUGAUGAUUACUACCAUGGGUCUGAGAUAGUUGAAGGUGGUUCCGAGGGUUCUCAUGAUACUCAAAGAAAUUUGUCAAUGAAAAUAUCUCCAGAAGGUAAAAGUAAGUGUGGAGCAGUUAAUCGUUCCUUAAAGGAGCAUAUUGUCAAAGAUAGAGACAAUAAUGAGUUAGCUGGAAAGGGAUUAAAUGCUGGGUCUGGUUCUACUGUUGAACAGUGUGUGGAAAUGGCAAUUGAGGCAAAUGAUGGCAUAACAAGAUCACAGUUGCAUGAUCACAAAGAUGCUGUAAAUGCUAGGAUGACACAAAUAGAAGAAUAUGUAUCAAAGACUGUCAGGGGAAAGCUUCAAUCCCGAAUUGAAGGACGGUCAUCUACAGAUGGUACUGAUGUGAAGGAUGUUUUCUCCGUACAGCAAUCCAGGUCAUGUCGUGUUGCUGGUUCAUAUCCUCAGCCAGAAAGAGAUGCUAGUCCUGAUAGAUAUCUGGGUCGACAUAGAUCUGCUGUUACUGGUGAAAGAGAUGGAGCUCAUCAAUGGACAUCAUGGGGUUCCAGAAGGUGUUAUACAUCAAAUUAUCAGGGAGGUGAGGGUCGCAGCAAUACCAGGCCAAGAAGUAAAACUGGUGAAUAUGCAAACAGGAUUGAUGGGGUGGAAUACCAUGAAAAGAGGCAGGCUAAUUAUUUAGCGAAAGGCUUGCAUAAGCCAUUUGUGAGGAGAUCACCAGUGGAGAGGGAUGAAUAUUUUGUUGUAGGUAGAAGAGUGCCACUAACACAGGGACUGAGUAACUUUAGAGGCAGAGGACAUUAUUCUCAGCGUCCGGGUAGAGAUUUUGCUGAAGAGUUUGAACCUCUGCCUGAGGUUGCUGGUGCAUCUGUUCGCAUGCCGCGCUAUAUAUCAAGAAGAGAACACAGUUUCUCCCCAAGCUCUGGUAGACAGACGCACAUGGCCAUGUCCCGGAAGAGAUCUCGGUCAAGAUCCAGAACCCGUUCGCCCAGGGCAUGGCAUCAGCAAAGAGAAUGUAUUUUGGGCGCUAGAAGAAUCAGCAGGUCUCCUGAUUUUAGGUCAGAGGCUAGGAUGGAAAGAAUGAGGAUGCCUUUCUCAAAGUCUUCGUUUGCAACUGAGUAUGGAGAGGGUUACAUAUCCCCGCCAAGAGGUCAUUUCUCUCCUCAAAGGAGCUGCCGUUGGGUUGAGGAGCGUAAUUUUGCAGAUUCUAACUAUUUAAGACGGAGAAGAUCACCACCUGUGAGAGAGUUCAGGCGUACUCAAACGCUUGAUGCUGUCGGGUCUUCGGGGAGAAUGAAGUCAGACAAGUACUUCAGACCUAUGACGCGGCCUGGGAGAUUCUCUUUCAUGGCCAACGAUGGUCGGGAAUGCAAAUUGGAACCAAACUACAGUGAUAGAUGGCGUGAUGAUAGUGGGGAGAUAAGUCACCGAGUGGUGCAUCCGGGUGAUGGUGCAAUCAUGAGGCGUUUCCGGCACAAUGUAGGUGGUUAUGAUUUUGAGGUGAAGAAGUUGAAUAAUGAGGAGGGUGAUGGGGAUGUGCCUAAGAGCCACCAGCAGCAGCAGGGUGAGAGAGAGGAUAAGAAAGCAUCAUUUAAAAUCUGACUUGACGACGUAUUUUCUUUGGUAGAGUUUAGCGGAGUGCAUCAUCAACGAAGAAGAGAAAUGACCCUAGGAUUGGGGAUUUCCUCUUGAGGUUGGUGGCUGUUGUUAGGUAGGUAGGAAUUCCAUACCAGUUUGAAUUUUUCCCUCUUUUAUAGCCCCAGAGUUAGUCUUAAUUUUUGCUGAUUA